CAACAUUGUUUGCAUGUAGCAUAUGGUAUAAACUCGCCAAUUAUCUGACUAACUAUUCAUUUGUGCGCAUUACGAAGAAGACAUCGUGAUAAUGAGAGCCAUGAUGUUAGUCCGGUCGAUAGUUAUUAUGCUCUGUUUGGUUUUACCGACUACAACAGCCCAAGAAGCACUAUCAGCUGAUGAAAUUAAUGAAAUCGAGGCUUCACUGGGGCAAAACAAGCGCCAGCAUCCACCCGGCUUCAGCCCUGUCGACCCGGAUCUAGUUCCACCCAUUCCAGGUCUGUGUCCAGAGAAUGGAUACGACAAGGUGUCAGCGGACUGUACGGGCAGUCAAAAAUAUCGUACUUUUGAUGGCUCAUGCAACAACCUUUUCCAUGUAAAUUGGGGUAAAGCUAUUGGACCACUUGCAAGAUUCCUGGAUCCAGAUUAUGGUGAUGGUAAAAGUUCACCACGAAGAGCCAGUGACGGUUCAGAGCUUCCUAAUCCGAGACUAAUUUCGUCGACGGUUACAAUUAAACAAAGCCCAGUUAGUGACUCGUUUACAGCGCUCGUGAUGUCAUUUGGACAAUUUCUCGACCAUGACUUUGCGCUGUCUCCUGAAAGUUUGGUUGUCUGUCCUGACUGUGUUAAAAUCGGCGAAUGUGACCCGAUCCCAAUCUAUGAUGAUUACUUCUUUUACGAAGAAACUGAAUGCUUACAUUUCACGAGAUCUCGAAGAGUGAAACCUGCAAACUGUGCCGAGUUUCCUAAAGAACAGCAAAACAUUGUUUCGUCAUACAUUGAUUUGUCCAUGGUUUACGGAUCCACACAAGAAGCCGUGGACUCACUUAGAGACCUCAACUCUGAUUUAGGACUCCUGCGCAGUGUUCCAAAUCCACUUUACCCGACGAGGAAAGAAUAUCUACCGUUUGAUGACAACAACACGAUGUGUGCCGAGGAUGGAGACAUCAAGUGUGGAUUGGCUGGAGACUUCCGAGCCCCGGAACAGGUCGGUCUGACGUCCUUGCACACUAUGUUCCUCCGAGAGCACAACAGAGUGGCGCGAGAAUUAGCAUCCAUCAAUCCUCAUUGGGAUGGUGAGCGUCUAUAUCAAGAAACAAGACGUAUCUUAAUUGCCAUGUGGCAAAACAUUGUCUUUAAAGAAUAUAUACAUCUGCUGAUUGGCACGGUAAGGGCAAACGCUUACGACUUGUUCCCGCGUUCACAGGGGCGUAUGCGCAAUCACUAUGACCCUACUAAUGACGUCACAAUACUGAAUGAGUUCUCAACAGCUUGCUUCCGUAUGGGUCAUAGCAUGAUCCCCCCUUCUUUCACCCGCUUAGACAAAUUUUACAAUGUAGCAUUCGAUACUCUUGAACUAAAUUUCGCCUUCUUCAAUGCUACGCAUAUGUUCGAUUUUGAUCAAGGUGGAAUGGAUUCUAUAUCUCUUGGAUUGACGGCUUCACCUCUUAUGAGAGUUGAUCAUUUCUUUUCCACGAAGAUAACAAAUCAAUUGUUUGCCGACCCAGCAGAAGGACCUGGCAGUGACUUGGUUGCAAUAAAUAUUCAACGAGGUAGGGAUCACGGGAUACCAGGCUAUACCGCUGUUCUCAAAAAAUGUUCUACCGUAGAAAUUGAAAGCUUUGAUGAUCUUCAGCCUUUCAUGUCAGAUGACGUCAUUGGGAAGUUUAAAGAUUUAUAUAAUGAACCGACCGAGGCUCCAGACGACAAUAACUUCGGCCAGUUCCCAUACUUUCCUCCUAGGCCUAAACCAACUGUUAUUAAUAAACGAGUUCAGUGUUCCAAUACUUUUAAAAUACCUAUCGUUAACCUGAACAAAUGGAAGGAAAACUAA
This is a messenger RNA of Anneissia japonica, 1834 nucleotides long. RefSeq names its product peroxidasin-like. The transcript has 9 exons. Gene Ontology annotation, molecular function: peroxidase activity; heme binding. Lineage: Eukaryota; Metazoa; Echinodermata; Crinoidea; Comatulida; Comatulidae. The record is from RefSeq and is a predicted model, not a curated record. The coding region runs from base 92 to 1834 and encodes 580 amino acids. Gene Ontology annotation, biological process: response to oxidative stress.